GUGUCACUGCGAGUGUGUGUGUGUGUGUGUUAAUAUUCUCUCCUCACCAUUCUUGAUGUUCCUAAGAUAUCAUGUAGUGGAGCGAAGGAAGAGUAGACAUGGGGCUCAGAGGAGUGUGUGUGUGUGUCUGUUUGUCUGUCUGUGCACGUGUGUGUGGUGGACUGUAAGAAUAUUGGGUUUAGAGAGCAGACAUGCUUGAUGGAGAGGGGAGGCUAAAGAGACGAGCGCUAGCGUGUGUGUGCAUUUUCUAUUUUUUAUUUCACCUUUAUUUAACCAGGUAAGAUCGUUGAGAACAAGUUCUCAUUUAUAACUGCGACCUGGUGUGUGUGUUAUUAAUUAUUUUUUAUUUAUAUAUAUAUAUAUACAUACAGUUCAAGGCGGACGUUUACAUACACUUAGUUUGGAGUCAUUAAAACUCGCUUUUCAACCACUCCACAAAUUUCUUGUCAACAAACUCUUGUUUUGGCAAGCCGGUUAGGACAUCUACUUUGUGCAUGACAGAAGUAUUUUUUCCAACAACUGUUUACAGACAGAUUAUGUGACUUAUAAUUCACUUAUCACAAUUCCAGUGGGUCAGAAGUUUACAAUACACUAAGUUGACUGUGCCUUUUAAACAGCUUGGAAAAUUCCAGAAAAUUAUGUCAUGGCUUUAGAAGCUUCUGAUAGGCUAAUUUGAGUCAAUUGGAGGUGUACUUGUGGAUGUAUUUCAAGGCCUACCUUCAAACUCAGUGCCUCUUUGCUUGACAUCAUGGGAAAAUCAAAAGAAAUCAGCCAAGACCUCCACAAAAAAAUGGUAGACCUCCACAAGUCUGGUUCAUCCUUGGGAGCAAUUUCCAAACGCCUGAAGGUACCACAUUCAUCUGUACAAACAAUAGUACAGAAGUAUAAACACCAUGGGACCACGCAGCGUCAUACCGCUCAGGAAGGAAGAAGCCACUAGUCCAAAACCACCAUAAAAAAGCCAGACUACAGUUUGCAACUGCACAUGGGGACAAAGAUCGUUUUUGGAGAAAUGUCCUGUGGUCUGAUUAAACAAAAAUAGAACUGUUUGGGCAUAACGACCAUCGUUAUGUUUGGAGGAAAAAGGGGGAGGCGUGCAAGCUGAAGAACACCAUCCCAACCGUGAAGCACGGGGGUGGAAGCAUCAUGUUGUGAGGGUGCUUUGCUGCAGGAGGGACUGGUGCACUUCACAAAAUCGAUGGCAUCAUGAGGAAAGAAAAUUAUGUGGAUAUAUUGAAGCAACAUCUCAAGACAUCAGUCAGGAAGUUAAAGCUUGGUCGCAAAUGGAUCUUCCAAAUGCACAAUGACCCCAAGCAUACUUCCAAAGUUGUGGCAAAAUGGCUUAAGGACAACAAAGUCAAGGUAUUGGAGUGGCCAUCACAAAGCCUUGAUAGAACAUGUGUGCGAGGAAGGAGGCCUACUAACCUGACUCGGUUACACCAGCUCUAUAAGGGGGAAUGGGCCAAAAUUUACCCAACUUAUUGGGGGAAGCUUGUGGAAUUCUACCCAAAACGUUUGACCCAAGUUAAACAAUUUAAAGGCAAUGCUACCAAAUACUAAUUGAGUGUAUGUAAACUUCUGACCCACUGGGAAUGUGAUGAAUGAAAUAAAAGCUGAAAUAAAUCACUCUCUACUAAUAUUCUGACAUUUCACAUUCUUAAAAUAAAGUGGUGAUCCUAACUGACCUAAGAUGGAAUUUGUACUAGGAUUAAAUGUCAGGAAUUGUGAAAAACUGAGUUUAAAUGUAUUUGGCUAAGGUGUAUGUAAACUUCCAGACUUCAACUGUAUACACUACCGUUUAAAAGUUUGGGGUCACUUAGAAAUGGCCUUGUUUUUGAAAGAUAACUGAUUUUGUUUUGGGAAUUUUUAAAGUAACAUCAAAUUGAUCAGAAAUACAGUGUAGACAUGGUUAAUGUUGUAAAUUGCUAUUUGUAGCUGGAAACGGCAGAUUUUUUAAAAUGGAAUAUCUACAUAGGUGUACAGAGGCCCAUUAUCAAUGACCACUCACUCCUGUGUUCCAAUGGCAACGUUGUGUUAGCUAAUCCAAUUAGCUAGUUUUAAAAGGCUAAUUGAUCAUUAGAAAACCCUUUUGCAAUUAUGUUAGCACUGCUGACAACUGUUGGUCUGAUUUAAAGAAGCAAUAGGAAGGGUCUUUCUUUAGACUAGUUGAGUAUCUGGAGCAUCAGCAUCAGCACACUCAUGUACUUGUCGUCUUGCUCAGUUGUGCACCGGGGCCUCCCACUCCUCUUUCUAUUCUGGUUAGAGCCCGUUUGCGCUGUUCUGUGAAGGGAGUAGAACACAGCGUUGUAUGAGUUUGUUUCUUUUCUUUCAAAAACAAGGACAGUUCUAAGUUACUCAACUUUUGAACGGUAGCGUGCAUGUGUGUUUGUGUCAGAGGAGGCUGGUCGGAAGAGCUAUAGGAGGACGGGCUCAUUGUAAAGGCUGGAAUGGAAUUAAUGGAACUGUAUUAAACACAUCCCAAAAAUAUGGAAACCACAUGUUUGCCUCCGGUCCAUUGAUUCCAUUCCAGACGUUACAAUGAGUCCGUCCUCUUAUAGCUUCUCCCACUGUGUGUCUCCCUUGGUCUCCAGUGUCGCAGUGCUCCAGGAGGGCUUUGCAUUUUUAAUCGAUGCUGACUGUAGUGAUUAACACUGCUGUUCUACACACGGAUGCAAAACAGAGGGAGGACAAGGGAGAGAGUGAGAGGGAGUGUUUUUGAGGUUAUUCCUAUUUACACGAAUGAACAUUACAAAUGGACGCUCAAAUCAAUGAACUGCACAUCAAGGCCACCAAUUAAAUACGAGAGCCGGCACUGGCUGAUCAAUGUUUGCAAAGCACAUAGCCUCUGCGUGACAUCAUACAUUUAGAACAAAAAACAGGAGAUUUCCCUGUCUGUUGCCCUGUAUAAUCAUGUUGUUGCUCUGUACAAGCACUGAUACGUUUGCCACAAUAAGCCAUUUCAAGAGACCUAUGGUUUGUCUCCUUCUCUCUCAUAUCUUUCUCCGCCCACCAGUGUUGCAAUUUGCAUAUUAAUGAACCAAACAGUGCACUCUAUUUCCUACUUCCUGAUUCUCAGAGAGCGAGAGAAAGUGAGGGAGUUCCGAUCCAGUUUUGUUUCAUUAUAUUCCCUGUUGUUCUACACCUUUUUUUCACACUCUUCUCCUUGUUUCUUUCUCUUUGCACGUGUCCAGUGUGUCCAUGCGUACGGAGGGAGGACUGAAGGCAGCUGUUUUCAGCAGAGCAGAGACCUACAACAUGUGAGAAGAUGUCUGUUGGAGGCUGCGCUUGCCCGGGCUGUUCGUCUAAGUCGUUCAAGCUGUACUCCCCCAAGGAGCCCGGCCCUAACGGCAGUGCCUUCCCCCCCUUCCACCCCGGCACCAUGCUGGACAGGGACGUAGGGCCAACACCAAUGUACCCCCCGUCAUACCUAGAGCCUGGCAUGGGGAGACCAACACCAUACGGCAACCAGACAGACUACAGGAUAUUUGAGCUCAACAAACGGCUACAAAACUGGACAGAGGACUGUGACAAUCUCUGGUGGGAUGCCUUCACCACAGAGUUCUUUGAGGAUGAUGCCAUGCUCACCAUCACCUUUUGUCUGGAGGACGGGCCUAAACGAUACACUAUCGGCCGGACAUUGAUCCCGCGGUACUUCCGGAGUAUCUUUGAAGGCGGCGCCACUGAGCUGUUCUACACAUUGAAGCACCCUAAAGAGUCCUUCCACACGAACUUUGUGUCUCUGGACUGUGACCAGUGCACCAUGGUUACACAGAACGGCAAGCCCAUGUUCACACAGGUGUGUGUGGAGGGCCGUCUGUACCUGGAGUUCAUGUUUGACGACAUGAUGAGGAUCAAGACGUGGCAUUUUAGCAUCAGACAACACAGAGAAGUCCUGCCUCGCAGCAUACUGGCCAUGCACGACCCUCAGAUGCUGGAUCAGCUGGCUAAAAACAUCACAAGAUGUGGCCUGUCCAACUCCACACUCAACUACCUCAGGCUGUGUGUGAUCUUGGAGCCGAUGCAGGAGUUGAUGUCCAGACACAAGACCUACAGUCUGAGUCCCAGAGACUGUCUCAAGACCUGCCUCUUCCAGAAGUGGCAACGCAUGGUGGCCCCACCAGCUGAGCCAGCCAGACAAGCGCCCAACAAGCGGAGGAAAAGGAAGAUGUCUGGCGGAAGCAACAUGAGUGCUGGUGGAGGAAACAACAGCAAGAAGAAGAGUCCUGCAAACAACUUUCCUCUCUCCACACAGGUACCUGACGUGAUGAUGGUGGGCGAGCCCACACUGAUGGGAGGGGAGUUCGGAGACGAAGAUGAACGUCUGAUCACGCGGCUGGAGAACGGCCAGUUCGACACGGCCAACGGAGCGGGGGGCCUGGAGGAUGAGGACAGUUUUGGUAGCUCGCCUGCUCUGGGGGGUGCACACUCCCCCUGGAACAACAAGACGCCCAGCAGCCAGGACAGCAAGAAUGACGCACAGUAGAGCCACAACCAUAAACCCUAACUCACCACCCAGAUACGCUACUCAUCUACCUGCAAAAUGAAUCCCACUCACGCUCUCUCUCGCACAUGCUCAGUGGUGCUCAACCCCGGCCCUCUUCCCCUUGCUCAUCAGUGCUAGGCCUGACUCUGUUCUGUUUGUGUGUGUGAGGGAGGGAGCCUGUGCUUACUGGUCAGAGUGUUUGAGUCAUAGCUGGGUUCGGCCGUCUAUGAUCAGUGCUAGCCAUGUUGGCCAUUUUGCUGGCGGACAUAUUGGCGGGUUCUUGUUCCAACCUCGGGUCUCUGGGUGUGUUGCCUUGACAGCGUACCUCUAUUUCUGUUGUGCUCACCUCACAGGGAAGGAAUACUUAGUUUUAUUUAUUAUCUCUUAGAUUUUAGCAGAGUAAAACGUAUUGUGUGCACUACAGCAUAAAUCCAACGUUCAGUUUUUAAAAACUAAAUUAUUUGUUUUGUAGGACCUGGUUGGAACAAAAACCUGUACACUGCCGGAGCUUGAGGACCGGAGUUGAGAACCGCUACGCUAAACCUAAAACACACAACACAACACGCAUGCAACACAUGCAUACAUACACACACACACACAACUCGCUCGCACGCACACACACGCAGACACUCUGAGGUACUGGAGAGAGGUCCUACUUCCCCACCUGGACCAGAGCACCAGGCCAUACAGAAGUGGGUUUUAAUUUUCUAUGUUUUUAGUUUGAUUUAAAUUUUUUAUUUUUAUAUCAAUUUCUAAAAAUGAAACCGAUGAGCAAACAAAUAAAUGAAACAAAAAUGCACCCCAGAAUAUUCUUUACUGUUUUCCACUAUCGUCAAUCUAUAUUUCUUAUGAAUUGAUGGUGUAUUUUGUUCUUUUUAUUAUGGCUUAUAUAAAGAAAUUGUAAAGCAUCAGAAACCUGUGACUGGAGAGGAGAAUCUACGGUAUGUAACUGUAUAAAUAUUACUGUUAGAUCAUUUGUAUUAUUGUCAUUAAGAUACUACAUCUAUGUAAUAUUGAAUUGUCUAUGCCUGAUACAGUAUGUUGCCUGUCAGUGUCAGACAUGGCAAUGACAUUAUAACGAAUCCCAGUGAUUCGCAUCUGAAGGGAAAAGCCACCUCUUUUAAUGUCCAAGCCUGCCCCUUAAAUGGCACCAUAUUCCUUGUGAACUACUUUUGACAAUGACCCAUAGGGCUAUGGUCAAAAGUGGUGCACUAUAUAGAGCAGUGGUUCUCAACUGGUUUGUCCUGGGGACCUAAUUUGAACCAGGUCUGUCGCGGCCCAGUAUUUGCAUUGUGUUGUUUGUUGUUGCCAAAAUGCAUACUAUUUUCAAUGCUAUAUUGAUAGUAAAUGUAUCAAUUAUAUGACAAGGGAACUGCAGUCCCACCUAAAUGUUUCAAUUUUGCCCCUAUUCUUGAAGAAUGUUAAACUCACUUGUUUGAGAUGACAAAAUCAACCCAAUCUGCUAAAUAGUGCUGCUAAUAACUCUAUACUGAAAAUACUGUGGUUUUAAGACAAAUAGUUGAGAUGAAAUUAAAUAUAGGUUAAUUAUAAUUGUUUGUUGUUUAACUUCAGACUUGAGGAUGUAUUUUAUUUUUUAACUCAGACACUCAUUCGACCCAUUCAAAACCUCACGAGACCCACCAGUUGAGAAUCGCUGAUUUAGAGGAUAGAGGGUGCCUGUUGAGAUCCAUCCUAACUCCCUGUCUACUUAUCUGCUCAGUACCUCAUGUCCACACCUCAGACAGUACAGACACGUAUUUUCUCUCUCCGAUAUGUUACGAAAACUUUUGAAGACAAUUUUGGCACGGCAUUGUAAGAUAUAAGAAAACAACACAUUUUGUAUUGGCUUGCGUUUCCCAAUAAUUUGUAAUCACUAUUUUUGAAAGCUACAAACCAAGAAGCUACUUUGCAAGAUCCUUUUAAAUAUUGAUCCCGAAUAUGCUAGUUGUUUGUAUUAAGAAUAAUUUUGUGCGCUUUUUCCUCUUAUGUUUUUGUGUCUUUGUGCUUGUAUAUUUAAGGUAGUUUCUGUAUAAUUGUUAUUCUACGUAUCCUUCCUUAGAUCAACACCCUAUGGCAUCUCUCCAAUGUAAAGAUACAUUUUUUUUUCUCCAUUUAAAAAAAAAAACUGUUUGGAAAUUACAUUCAAGGGUACAACCACCAUUCACGAGAGCUGACUAUGAAUUUUUGUUCUACAUACAAUUUAUUUAUUUUGAUGCCAAUAGCUAGGUUUCCAUCCACUUUGCGACGGAUUUUCAUGCGAAUAUUCUAAAAUCUGCAUAAAACUAUAUGCGCAUUUUCCUACCAGCGAUGUUUCCAUCAAACUGACUUUUUGCUCAUAAAAGGCUUUGCGCGAUGACGUAGUAGACAAAAACUAACUUUUGCAGUUAAUUCCCAUGUAUUCAAGUUCAAUUGGUUUCCAUUACAUUUUCAACUCUACUAAUGGUUUUGUCACAAACAUUGUUGCGUUUAUAUAGCAAAUGUGCACGCUCUAGUUUUGACACGUGCACUCUAGCCAACAGCUCACAGAUAGUGCGGGUAGGCUACCUACAUAAGAUGAUUAUGGAUAAGAGCGAUUUUUAUUAUUUUAUUGGUUAAACUGCAGCCAAAUAUCUAUCAUUUCACCAGAAUAAGACUCAAUAUUUAAUGGAAAGGAGCAUCAAGUUCAUCACUUUGCACAUUCACCACCCUAUGAAGUUCAUUUAUUUAAUCUGAAGCCUACUUUAAACUGCAUGGUUUCCCGAGUUGUAGUGGGAGAACCAUAUACCAUAUCAUCGCGUGACUCCCAAGUUUACUAAAAUAUUAUGGUUAUUAUAUCAAUAUUUGCGCAUUACGGUGUUUCACCCCCAUUGCACAAUUCAUUUUAGAGACACAAAAAGAUGCCACCAUAAAAUUGUACCAGCAUUUCCUGUUUCCAUCAGCCCUGUCAAUAAUUUUAUGCGUCAGGUAAUUCAUCUGCAUGAAAUGGUUGGAUGGAAACCUGGUUAAUGAGUUUGCAAGUUCAUGUACAAUAUCUAUGCCUUUGCCCCCAAUGUCAUUUUGUAGGCUUUUCUGGCUGUCAUCUCAACUAUACCUCACAUUUUCAAUAAAUGACCCCAAUAUCACGAUCAACAGUCAGAUGUCUGAAAAGACUAGAGAAUUACAUUAUUUUCACAUGCUUUUCCAUACGUUCCUCAUAGGUAACUUGACAUGAUUUCCAGUCAAGUCAAUAGGAAGAAAUCACCAUAGGGGGAAAAAAGAUUAUAGAAAAAGGACUACUUAAAAAAAAAAAGUAAAAUCCAUCAGGACCUAAGUUGAACGAGUAAUGCAUUUCUCGCUCUCUAUAUAUUAAUCUUUAACGCUGCAUUGUUGAAAGACCUGUAAGUAAGCAUUUCACUGUAAGCCUACACCUGUUGUUUAGGAAGCAUGUGACAAAUAAAAUUUGAUUUGACAGUGA
Molecule: messenger RNA, 7916 nt
Organism: Oncorhynchus nerka (sockeye salmon)
Lineage: Eukaryota; Metazoa; Chordata; Actinopteri; Salmoniformes; Salmonidae
Product: LIM domain-binding protein 1-like
Exons: 11
Coding region: 3266-4483 (405 amino acids)
Biological process (GO): positive regulation of transcription by RNA polymerase II; nervous system development; negative regulation of transcription by RNA polymerase II
Cellular component (GO): nucleus; transcription regulator complex
Molecular function (GO): LIM domain binding
Source: RefSeq, a predicted model, not a curated record